Messenger RNA from Caenorhabditis auriculariae, 5496 nucleotides. NCBI's taxonomy places the organism in Eukaryota, Metazoa, Nematoda, Chromadorea, Rhabditida, Rhabditidae. The record is from the annotation of a GenBank genome assembly.
AUGGGGAUAUUUGACUACGAGUAUUUGAACAAGGAGCAAAUCAAGGGAUUCAAUUCGUACAAGGUGAAUUUUUCGGUUCAGUUCCUUUUUAAAAAAGUGUUCAAAUGCGCAGCAAAAACCAAAAAAAUAUAGCUUGAAAAAAUGGGUCUUACAACGAUAUGUCUUUUUUUACGGUGACUUUCACGGGCGAACAGCAAAAUUUUAAUUGCCGAAAUUAAUACGAAUACGAAAUCAGAAUUUUUUUGAAAAAAUGUCAGUUACCUUUUCUCAAACCGAUUUCUCAAGUUUGUCAGGAAAAGAGAGAAUAAAAAGAAAAUUUGAGGAAAUAUUCAAAUAUAAUAUUUUGUUCAGUACAGUUGUGUGGACACGUCGCCGCUCGCCGUUUACAUCUCGCAUCCGUUUUGGAAUUGGCUCGUUCAAGUGAUUUCGAGACGAGAAAAGGCACUAAAUCGGGGAUUUUUUGCAGUUCUAUCCCAGAACAUGGGUUCCGAACGUGUUGACCUUGGUCGGCUGGGGAUUCGUGAUGGGCGGAUUCGUCUUGGAAUCUUUCCUCGACUAUGACAUCACUCGGAACUCUUUCGGAACAGCCGAUCCGAUCCCUUCUUGGUGGGUUUUUAGGUGAAAAAGGCUCUGCAAGGAACUCCUUUUUUUCUUUUUACCAAUCACCAAAAAAAUUAACUUUUUUUCUCUUUAUUUUUCGGAAAAAUUUUGCUUCUUUGAAACACUGAUGUUUUCAGUCAGUUUUUCAGUUGGCUAUGCAUUUUUCAAUCCUUGGAAAAAUCCUAAUUGGAAAAUUUACCUUUUUACCUGUAUUUUCAUCAAAUCUUCUUCCAAUACCCUUGCAUUAUUUUCAAUUUUUUUCAAUGAAAAAUAGUUUUUUUGAAUAGUUUAUUUAAAAAAAGGCUCUUGCCGAUUUUUUUCAGUUGAGAAAUUUCAAAAUAGGAAGUGAAAUAACUUUCCCUAUGAAGGAAUUUCGAAGAAAAAUGUAAUUUUGGUUUUGUAUGAAUUUAGUGUAAAAAAAGGCUUUUUUCACCCUUUUCUGAACGUUUGAAGAUGCUUGAAGCCUUUUUUACGCGAAUAAAGGUUUUUUGUUGAAUAUUCUCAGAAAGUAUCGGAAAAGGGGCAAGAUACGUUUCAAUAAGCCUUCGAAUUUUUCUUUUUUGGGCUUAUAGAAGUUCCUCAGCAUAUUUCUUCGCCAGAUAAAUCCUAAGGUUUUGCUCUAUCUUUUUCAUAAUUUCCUGCGAGUAUCCAUCAAAUUUUAUCUCAUUUUCGAUUUUCAACCAAAAUUAUGAAUUUUUCUCUAUUUUCGAACAUUUUAAUGAAAUUUUUGGUUGAGGUUCUGGCUGUUGGCGGCGGUUUGCACGUUUUUGGGCCAUACUUUGGACGGAACCGACGGGAAACAAGCGAGAAGGAUCGGGGCCAGCGGACCGACGGGAGAACUUUGUAAUUCUUUCAAUAUUUUUUUGUACAUUCAAAUUUUUUUUAAUGGAAUUUCUAGGCUCUAAAUUGCUUCCGGAGCAAAAAAAUCAAGCGCAAAAAAAUCUAAAAAAAGGAAAAAUUUUUUUUCUUGAUUCAUUACAAAAAUUGAAGGCGAAAUUCGAUUAUCGAUCUUUUUUUGUCCCGAAAGUUUUUUUCAGAUUUUAGUUCCUCCAAAAAUUUGAAGAAAAAAACAUCGAAUCUGGACUUUUUACGUCGAAAAACUUGAGAAUCGAUUUAAUGUAUCUCAUCAUAAAAUUAUACAGCGAAGUUGAAAAAAAUUCUUUUUGUUUUGUUCUCCACGAAAAUUUCCAUAAAAUUGAUGAAUAUUGUUGUAAACAUUUUUUUUUUAACUGUAAGUUACGGUAUUUUGUCACGAAAUUGGAGGCGAAUCCAAUUUUUUUGGAUUUUUUUGUGCUGAAAAAUUUCCAAAAAUUCCACUUUUUUUUAAAAACAUACCGGUGUCUUGUAAAAAUCUUAAAAGGUGGCUAAAAAAAAAAAAAUCUCAAAACUUUCAAAACUUUUUUUUCAGUUGAUCACGGCUUGGAUUCCUGGUCGACGGUCCCUUUCACAAUCACGAUUUUCUCAAUUUUCGGCCAUGGAUUGUAUAGGUUUGUUAUAAAAUUAUUAAAUUUUAGUAUUUAUCGCAUAAUUUCGGUGCAAAUGUUGCUAAAAUUUGAAAAUUUAUUAUCUUUUUUUAUUCAUUUCCAUUUUUCUAUUCUAUAAAUUUCUCGAAAUUCUUCAAGUUUUUUUCAUUUCUCUGUUUCAGUAUUUUUUUAUUAAACUUCAAAAUUCACUAAAUUGUUGUUUCCUGGGCGUUUCAAAAUCAACUACGUAUUAGGAUUUAUUUGAAUUUGAAUGCCCAAAAACUUUGAAUUGAAAAAAAAGAAAAAGUUGCGAUUUCAGUAUUUCGGGCGUUCAUCUUUUGUGCGUCUUGAUCAGCACACAAAUCGUCUUUUUCACGACUCAUUGGGAGAAAUACAACACGGGCGUCUUGUACCUUUCCUGGGGCUACGAUGCCAGUCAAUUUGUGAGUUUUGAGAGGAAAAAUGAGGGGAAAUAACGGUUGAAAAUGCAGAAAAAUAGAGUAUUGGGAUGAUUUUGACUUUUAAAAGAUCGAUUUUUUUUUUCGCAAGGACAAGCAAUUUAAGUGCAAAAAUAGAAGAUAUUGAAGCUUUUAGUUUGUUUUGAGUGCCGGAAAGUGUGUUCUUGAGAGAAAAAGGCAUGGAAAGACAGUUGGAAAAUGCGUAAUUUCGAAGUUUUUGUUUCUUUCAAUCGUGAAAAUGUGGAAAAAAAGACCUUUUCCGUGUAAAAAUUACGAAAAGUUGAAGAAUUUUCUCGUUUCAAACAUUCAGAAGUAAGAUUUUUAUAGUUAUUGUAGACAUUCUGAAGAUUUUUAAAGCCAAGAAUUUUCCAUAUUAUAAAUUUAUGGGAAUGGAAAUUCAGAGAAAUGAAGUUUAUUUGUAUCUCUCAGGGCCUGAUGUUCAUCUACGUGUUCACCUACUUUGUCGGCUACGAAUGGUUUCAGUUUUUCGUCUUCGGAAAAUGGAACAUCGCCGCCUGCAUGGAAAUCGGCUUCUACGGUGCGAAAUUAUCCCAAAAACGCACUUUGAUCCAAAAAUCAGCUUAUCAAUUAUCAACGAAAACGGAAAAAAUUGAUUAUCUUAUCACUCGGGUGUCCAUCAAAUUUUGGUCGAUUUCGCCUUUUUCUCGGAAAGUGAUGUAAAUUUUUCGCAGGGUCAAGAUUAAUUUCACAAGGGAAGUGUUUUUGGUGGCCGGUUGAACUUUUGUUGAAACUUUGCUGGAAGGUACUAUAAGACCUCCUCUUUCCAGAACACAAAUAAAGUUUCUCGCAAUAGGUCUCGUUUUCGAAAUAUGAAGCUUCAUCUUCUUGUGGCGUAAGUUUUUAUUUGAUUCUUUUUAAAUUAUAAACUGGACUGAAACGCUGAUUAAAAGGCACGUAGAACUCGGUAUACCGAAUCAAAAUGAGAAACUAUGUUAUUUUGGAAAGAAAGUUUUGGUCCAUUUGCCCAAUGUCGAUAAAUUCCUCCUAGGAAAGUUUUGGCAAAAACGAAAUUCUUCAAAAAGUUUCGAACCUAGGUCAUAGACUCCGCAGUGCAAGGACGCUGGCCACUACACCACGCUGCCAACUGGAGUAGAGGGAUCGUACGCGAGCCACAUUCCCUCUUGCCUUGCAGCACUUAUUCAGCGUGCAAACUUUGAAGCUUCAUAUUUCGAAAACGAGAUCUAUUGCGAGAAACUUUAUUUGUGUUCUGGAAAGAGGAGGUCUUAUAGUACCUUCCAGCAAAGUUUCAACAAAAGUUCAACCGGCCACCAAAAACACUUCCCUUGUCAGAUUUUUGGGUGAGCAGGGGUAAAACCAUUAAAAGGAAUGAAAUUUUUUAAUAAAUUCGAUUUUUGAUUGGAAUUUGUGAUAAUAUUGAUGGAUGUGUAUAAAAAUAGGUGUAAUCGUGAAAAAAAGAGAGAAAAUAGACUGAAAUGAAUUUGAACAAUGCUCCCAUUUCGAAUAAGAAAAUCUAUUUUCAGCGAAUUCAGAUGAUUCUGAGCGAAUUCAUAGCCAAAAUAAAAGAAGCUAAUUUUCAUGAAUAAAACUGAAUAUUUAGUCAUUUUUGAAACUUCAAACGCGAAUCUACAGUGGAAGUAAUUUUUUUGAAUAACCUGAAUUUUUCAGCUUGCUGUGCUGGUUCAUUGGUGAUGUCGUUGAAGAACGUCAUGGAGUGCAAAAAUUGGAAACAGGUUUUUUAUUUAUUUUCUUUGAUUUAUUUCCGUUCGAAAAUGUCAAGAUUUUCAGUAAACUUCCUUCAUUUCACAGUUUCAACUAUUCUACGUAUAUUUUGGUGCAAAAAAAUUUUUUUAUUUUCACAGUAAUAGUUGAGAGAAAAAGUUGUUUUUUUUGGAAAUUUGAAGUGAUUUCUGGAAAUUUUCAGAAAAAAACUGGCUGGAAGGCUGCCGCCCGGCUCUCCCAAUUUACACGCUUUUUCUUGGCCUCUGUUGCUUGGGCCACAAAAUCGCCCAACUCGAUCGUCGACGUCGACCCGAGGAUGUUCUUCUUCUGCAUGGGAACCGUCUACAGUAACAUUACGGUAGACAAUUUCUCAUUUUUUUUUUCAGGAUUUUUUAGAGUUUUUACGAUUUUUUCAAGCGUCCGGAAGGAUUUUUCUUCGUGAAAAUAAGGCUAAUUUGUCUCGAUUUCAAGUUUUGAGAUCUUUGAAAAAAUUUUCCCUAAACUUUUUGAAUUUUUUGAGAACCUUUUCCGUUCAAAUUCCAUUGAUUUCGAUACUCAUCCAAAUAAAAUGAGUUUUUUGGCUUUUUUUGGCAAAAGUAUAAUUUGAUCGUCUUUCCUAUAGUUUUCCAACUGAAAUGAUUCAAAUUUUGUUUUUUGGCUGGCAAAAAAAAAUUUUUUUUUGGCUUCUUUUUUUCUUUUUUUUUUGGCUUUUUUUCACUCUAAGUUCAAAAAAUAAAACAUAUGGCAGGAAAAUGAAACCUUUUUGUGAGAAAAAUAGUAUAAAUUUUUCAUCUUUCGGGUUUUUUUCCCACAGUGAAUUGUGUUUCCGGUUUCGAGGAACAUUUAUUUCUAGAAAAAUUUUUCAUAAUACAUUGACCAAUUUCCAUCUGUUUUUGAGAAUAUUUAUUUUCUUGCAGUGCCGACUAAUCAUUGCCCAGAUGUCCAACACAAUUUGCGACAUUUACAAUCUCACAUUGCUCAUUUAUUUGAGUGUGAUUGGUUAGUUUCCCCCCCAAAAAAAAAGUUAGUUUUCUGAUUCAAAAAAUGAAUUUCAAGGAUAUUCCUUCUACCAACCGGCCCACGAACUUUUCGUUCUUCGGAUAAGUACCGUCGCGAUUCUCCUCCUCCACAUCCAUUAUGGAGUUUGUGUGGUGAGAAAUGACUAUUUUCGGGCCUAUAAGUUCAUUUUUCCACAUUUUUAGGUCCGCCAACUCUGCAGGAACUUCAAAAUCUACGCCCUCGAUGUUUCCUAUCUGAAAAAUGCCCAAAAAUGA